AUGAUGCAUGAAAGCUUACCAAGAACUUUACCUACUAAAAGGGGCAGAGGAAGGCCUACUAAGGCAGACCAGAUUGCUAUCCAAGGUGCAGCUCCUAGUAGGCCUGAUUGCGCCUUACCAGCCCAAAACCUUCAUCCUCCAGAAUUCCCGAAUAAUAUGCUCAACAACAAAGUCGUCGAAUCCUUCAAGCAUUACCUAACAGAACACGACAAAAAGUACACCUUCACCUCAAAAAAGCUAGCAGUCCUUCCACUAUUUGUUGACCAGUCCAGCUGUGCCCACUUUUUCUUCACCUACACCUCAAAAGAAAAAUCAAACUCCGCUAUUUUCUUAACUUUCACAGAAAAUGUCGCUUAUGUCUCAAUUCUUUCUAAAGAAUUCAAAUUCGACAAAGAUGAUGUCAAACUGAUAAAUCUCAUUAACCAAAUGAACGCUGAAGAUUUUAGAUUUUCAGCCCAUAUAGCUCCUAUUAUCAAAUCUUCAACUUUAAAUGAAGAAACUAAAGAGGAGAUCAAAAAACCAGUGACUAAAAUAUCAAAAGAUGCGAAUACACACAAUUUGGUAUUUAUUCAAAGAAUUUUUUAUAAAAACUCCAAUAUUAAUGCAGGAGUUUGGUGGAGCUUUAUUAUAGAAAUCAUUAAAAAAUACCAGAAUUUUCUAAAUGUUUAUUCACGAAAUAAUGAAUUUGAUUCAAAAGGGCAGUGUCAGAAAAAAAGAAAAAUAAACUCCCCAAGCUAUAUUAUCCAUAAAAACGCGAGCGAAUUGAAUGAUAUUGUUAUUAGUGCAAUUAAAAAACUUGGAUUUGCAAAUAUAAAGCAAAGUGUCUCAAAUGAAACUUAUAUAGAUUUAAUUGCAAUUACUUAUGAAAAUGACCAAUUAGACAAAAAAUUAAGCACUUUUCCAGUUGUUUUUGAAUCAAAAAAUAAUUUUAUAGCGCUGAAGCUUAUUGUAGCUGUGAACUCAAAAGUAGCAAAGUUUGAAAUAGGCUCCUAUAGCAAGAUAAGCCACUUCUUAAAUUUAGCUAACUCUCAAUGUGAAUAUGGAUUUUUUAACCUUGACAUGAAUAAGUCUCAGGUCUAUUUCAAAGUUUCUCACUAUUUCGAAGGAAUUGAAAACAAAAGCAUAGAAAAAUAUCCACAAGAAAUGAUAUCAAUGGCCAUUUUUUAUUAUAAAAUUUUCAGCUUUGGAAUUUUUAAGCUAUAUGAAGAGCAUUCAAACUAUGAAAUAGAGGGAGUAGAAAAGCUAUUUAAGUUUUGCCAGAGUAAAAUUCAAAAUUCUAAGGUAGAGCCUUUUCAUUUAGAUACUAAUUCAAUUGAUAGCAAAGGAAAAAAUGCAAAUCCAAUUGAAGAAUCCUUUGAGGUAAGUGACCCUAAAUCCUAUGAAAUUAUAGAAAAACUAAAAAAUAAUGCUUUUCUAAGCCAAGCUUUUGAGACACAAUCAAUAUCAAUUAUAAAAGAAAAACAGAAUUUUAGAAUUAGACAAGUUUUGCCCCCUAGCAAAAAAUUUAUAAAUUAUUUGUUGGAAGGGAAGUCUUCUUAUAUAAAUCAGAUUGAAUUACUAUAUUUAGAACUAUCUAGAGCUGGACUAUCUAUAAGCGAUUUGCCAAUUGAUAAUUUUUAUUUUAGAGAAAAUCAGCUAAAAGUGAAAUUCAACCAAAAUUUGAAUUUUAAUUUUAGCUGCAAUUUCGCUAAUGAAAAAGAGUUGUUAGUCAAAUUGCAUAGAGAUAUAAGGAGAUAUAUAUUUACCCAUAUUAAUUCUUCCAAAAAAUACUCAAACUAUAGGGAAUUUAACCAUCAUAACAAUUUCGAGCCUGAUGCAAUGGAUAUUGAUGGAGAAAGCAAAUAUACAAGUUAUUUGGAAAAAUUCUUGUGUAAUGGUAUAAAAAACUCAAAAAUACACUAUGAUAAUAUUCCAAUAGAUGGGAAAACUCAAGAUUCCAUAUUAAAUCUGAAAAAAUAAAAUGGUUAUGCUGAUAGAAGAAGGACUCCUUACGGCGCUCAUAUGGAGAAGGCAAGACCAUCCUAAUGAAGCUGAAACGAGACCUCUGUCUCUUUUUGAAGUCGGCCUUCUAUCUUGGGGAUGCCUGACGAAGAGGGAAGUUUUGUUUCUCCCUUGAAGGCUUUCCUGUCACUGCAGAUGGGCUAAAUGGGGUUUGCCUCUCACAUGUUUUCUUCUUUUGAGACCAUUAGAACAUAUCUCAGAUGGUUGUUUCUGCCCUAGGAAGCUGAUUUCUUGGGCAGGUGGUUUAAUUCGGAAAUCCAAAAGGGCAGUUUUCCUCAUUCAAACUCGAGGCAUAUAGAGACUGCUUUCUUAGGAGCUAAUACAGGCAAUCGCUAAUGGGGUUGCCCGCUUAUGCAUAAUUAACCUUGCCUAACUUAACUUAUUAAACUGAAAAAUAAAAUGGCAAUUUUAUGGAAAUGGGCUCCGAAGCCCACUCCUGUGGAGCAGGCAGCACCCAUCCCCUUGCGCUGAGCAUUAGAUGCUGCAUUACCGCUUGCAGACCAUUAGAUUUUGGGAUGCCCGCUGAUAAGGGAAGUUUACUUCUUCCCGAAUGUUUUCCUUUUCCCGCUUAGGCAAGAUAGGUUUUUCCUACAACAUAGUCUUUCCUAAUCAGUCUUUUGGUUCAUUUUCCCAGAGAACUAAUAAUCCUUUUUAGCAGGUGAUUCCGAUCGAAAAUCCAAAAGGGCUGACUUCUAGUUUUUCAUUUACCCCAGGAUCUAUCCUAUUCUGUCUUUUUGGAGCCAAUGUAAGGCAAUGGUUAAUGGCUCUCCGAUAAUUAAUCUUAUGUUAUUAAAUCUGUGGAAAUACAAUAGCAUUUUAUCAAGUGACAGCAUUUGCAGAUUUUAUGGUACUAUUGACAAUGGAGAUUCUGUAUCCCUAGUUUAUGAAAGCUAUAAAACCAAUGCACUUGAUUACUUCUCAAAAUAUAAUUUACAAAACAAAAAACUCUCAAAAGAUGCAGCGCAAACAUAUUUGAGAGAGCUGAUAAAAGCUUUAUUGCUGAUUAAAAGCAAAAAGAUUCCUAUUUUUGCAUUUGAUCCUGAAAUGGUGAUGCUUCCAGGAGAUGAAAAAGUGAAGUUAAGAUUAAAAGCAGAAAAUUUGAUUGGUGAAGAAUGAAAAUCAGAUCAUUUAAAACAAGAAGCUUUUGAUGAGGCUGGAUUAAAUUUUUCUUUACUCUUCCAUAAGCGAACAAAACAUUGGAAAAUCACUAUUUUUAGACCAAAAACCCACCCUCUGUGAGCGAACAAAAAUUUUUGUUUAUGAAAAAAAAUAUGAUAUAUAAGUGAUAAUUAGUAUAAUGAAUAUAGCUAAAUCUGGUUAAUUUUAAACAGCUUGCAUUUUUAAAGCAUAAAAUUUGCAAAUUAAAUUAAUUUUUACAAGUAGUAUUUUUUUUAAAAUUUUGAAGAAAAAAAAUUGACUAUAAAGUUUACAUAUAUAUUUUUAAAAAAAAAUAAAUUAAUCACUCUCCAUGAGCGAACCAAUUUUUUUUUAUUGAUCAGGAGUGGGGGAGUUAGGAUUAUUUGUGCAAUAUAUGAUUCAUGGAAAUCCUGCAAUAAUUGACAGAACAAGGUGAUGUGAAUUGCAAACGCUUGGCGACGCUUUAAAAAUAGUCUCAAACUAUAUGCUUCGGGCCUAA
This is a messenger RNA of Blepharisma stoltei, 3637 nucleotides long. NCBI's taxonomy places the organism in Eukaryota, Ciliophora, Heterotrichea, Heterotrichida, Blepharismidae. The record is from the annotation of a GenBank genome assembly.